Molecule: messenger RNA, 3195 nt
Organism: Colletotrichum chrysophilum
Lineage: Eukaryota; Fungi; Ascomycota; Sordariomycetes; Glomerellales; Glomerellaceae
Exons: 4
Coding region: 1-3195 (1064 amino acids)
Biological process (GO): calcium ion transmembrane transport; manganese ion transport; intracellular calcium ion homeostasis
Cellular component (GO): plasma membrane; Golgi membrane; endoplasmic reticulum
Molecular function (GO): ATP hydrolysis activity; ATP binding; P-type calcium transporter activity
Source: RefSeq, a predicted model, not a curated record
AUGCAGUGGCCGUGGCACAAGAGGAAAGCCUCCGACGACGAUGGCGAAUAUUUGCUGCCUCUGGCCUCAAAGGUGCCGGGCAUGAACAGUUUGCCCAUGGAGCCCCUCGAGGCGGAACCGCCGCGAGAGCGGCCAGGGCACAUCCGGACGACAUCUGCGCAGUCAAGAAGCGUUGCGGACGAGUUCUCCUUCUUGACAUCAACAGAAGCCGCCAGCCGGCUGCAGACUUCCCUCACCCACGGUCUGUCAGCGGCUGAAGCGCUGAACCGACUACGCGACUGGGGCCCGAACGAAAUCCCCCAUGAGCCGCCUGAACCACUGUGGUUGCGAUUCAUCAAGCAGUUUCAAGAGCCACUCAUCGUGCUGCUGCUGGUGUCAGCCGGGGCUUCCAUCUUCCUUGGCAACAUGGACGAUGCGGUUAGCAUCACAGUCGCAGUCACUAUUGUCGUUACAGUUGGUUUUGUUCAGGAAUACAGAUCAGAAAAAUCAAUAGAGGCGCUCAGUCAUUUGGUCCCGAACCAUGCCCACCUGGUCCGGUCAGCGUUGAACAAGACACCAGGCAGUGCCCGAACGCCCACUUGGCCGCCGAAGCCCCCGAUGGAUGGAGAUGAGUCGGUGGCAUCAAGCACGCCUGGGGAGGAAAUGCUGGAAGCAACGUCGUCAAAGGUCAUGGCCUCGCAGUUGGUACCGGGAGACUUGGUAUACUUCACAACGGGUGAUCGAAUUCCAGCCGACAUUCGAGUCACGAAAGCCUCAGAUCUGACAAUCGACGAAUCGAACUUGACGGGCGAGAACGAACCGGUGCGAAUUACUGCUGAGCCACGAUCGCGUGGCGUGCUAUCGCCAGCGUACGGGGCCGAAACCCUCCAAUUACCUAGCCCUUCGGCGCUGUCUGACGGUAGAGAGGCCAGCGGAAGCGGCGACAACAACAUCGCUUGGAUGGGAACAUUGGUCAGAUCCGGACACGGGCAAGGGAUUGUCUUUGCGACAGGUGGAAACACCCAUUUUGGCACCAUCGCAACCAGUGUGUCAGGAACCGAAAGUCCGCGCUCACCACUCCAACUGUCCAUGGACGAUCUUGGCUCCCAACUGAGCAAGGUGUCAUUCGUCAUUAUCGGCAUGAUCUCUUUGGUAGGCUGGCUUCAGGGUAAGAAGCUGAUGGAGAUUUUUACCAUUUCAAUCUCGCUUGCUGUUGCAGCCAUUCCCGAAGGCUUGCCAAUCAUCGUAACGGUCACUUUGGCCCUCGGCGUCCAUAGAAUGGCCCGUCACAACGCCAUUGUGCGCAGAAUGCCGAAAGUAGAGACUCUGGGCUCGGUGAACGUUGUUUGCACCGACAAGACGGGUACUUUGACUAUGAAUCAUAUGACUACCGCCAAGAUGUGGUACUUUGGUGCCAACGAUGCCAUAGAUGUAGAUUCCGACGACGAAGCAACUGAGACUAAGCCUGAUCCUGCUACUUUGCGCAUCCUGCGUAUUGGUAACAUCGCAAACAACGGCCGUCUCGCACAGCAAUACACCGAAAAUGGCGCAGCAGCCAGGGCCGUGCUCUCGUCAACACAGGGAACUGACUUUGCCUCGACCUUUACGCGCUGGUGUGGACAACCUACCGAUGUUGCUAUGCUUGACCUCCUCGACAGAUUCAAAGAACACGACGUUCGCGAGUCUAUUGGCCCCCGUCUCAGCGAAACUCCGUUCAGUUCUGAACGGAAGUGGAUGGGAGUCACCAUCGGAACUGAUUCCAAAGAAUUUGCCUACAUGAAGGGGGCUAUUGAUAGAGUUUUGGACGCUUGCGACACCUAUCUCACUCGCGACGGACGAGAGAUUGUCCUCGACUCUGCGCGUCGCAGCGAGGCCAUUCAAGCAGCCGAGACUAUGGCUGCAAAGGGUCUACGAGUCCUUGCCUUUGCCAGCGGUGCUGUGUCACGAUCUGCCAAGGGCAGGGCGACUUUAGCGCCAACUACUCGCAGCAGCACUCCAGGUAGCCCGCGUCCUCAACAAGACGAGACAUAUAGAGGCCUCACUUUUGCCGGGUUGGUCGGUAUGAGCGAUCCCCCCCGGCCUGGGGUCGGCCGUUCGAUUAGGAAGCUUCUGCGUGGAGGGGUCAAGGUUGUGAUGAUCACGGGCGAUGCCGAGACCACUGCUGUGGCCAUUGGCAGGCAGCUCGGCAUGCCAAUCGCCAAAGCAAGUGAGGCGGGAUCCAGUGCUUUGGCCGUUCGUCCCGUCCUUAGAGGCGAGGACGUUGAUUCCAUGUCGGAAGAGGAAUUGUCUCAAGCCAUUCAGCACACCACUAUUUUCGCUCGCACGAACCCGGAUCACAAGCUCAAAAUCAUUAAGGCAUUCCAGGCCAGAGGCGAUAUCGUCGCCAUGACUGGAGACGGUGUGAAUGACGCUCCGGCACUGAAGCGAGCCGAUAUUGGUAUUUCCAUGGGCUUACACGGAACUGAUGUUGCCAAGGAGGCUGCGGAUAUGAUCCUGACAGACGAUGAUUUCUCGACGAUUCUACGGGCCAUUGAAGAGGGCAAGGGAAUCUUCAACAACAUCCAGAACUUCCUGACUUUCCAGCUUAGCACAAGCGCUGCCGGAUUGUCAUUGGUAUUCUUCUGCACUCUACUCGGCUUUAAGUCGCCCCUGAAUGCGAUGCAGAUUCUCUGGAUUAAUAUCAUCAUGGAUGGACCGCCCGCUCAAUCGCUCGGCGUGGAGGCUGUCGACGCCGAUGUCAUGAAUCGCCCUCCUCGCAAGCGCAAUGAUGCGGUGCUCACCAAAGCCGUUCUUUACCGCGUCCUCACCUCGGCUUCCAUCGUCAUGUUGGGUACUAUGCUCGUCUACAGCCGCGAGAUGAUGUCGGAUGGCGAGGUUAACCGCCGCGACACUACGAUGACCUUCACUUGCUUUGUAUUAUUUGACAUGUUUAACGCUCUGGCCUGUCGUUCCGAGUCCAAGUCGGUUCUGCGAGGCGAAGUUGGACUCUUCUCAAACACGCUCUUCAACUGGGCUGUCUCGCUCAGUAUUGCGGGCCAAUUGCUCGUUAUAUACUUCCCCUGGCUCCAGGAGGUUUUCCAGACGGAAGCGUUGGGCUUCUUCGACUUGGUUGGUCUGUUGAUGCUUUGCAGCACGGUGUUCUGGGCGGAUGAGUUUAGAAAAUAUUGGAAGUAUGCCAGGCGGAGGCUGGCCGGUGGUUACAGUCAGGCGGUUUAG